Messenger RNA from Perca fluviatilis (European perch), 3800 nucleotides. RefSeq names its product zinc finger protein 710a (gene znf710a). The record is from RefSeq and is a predicted model, not a curated record. Gene Ontology annotation, cellular component: nucleus. The transcript is spliced from 6 exons. Bases 262 to 2244 code for a protein of 660 amino acids. Lineage: Eukaryota; Metazoa; Chordata; Actinopteri; Perciformes; Percidae.
AAAUAUUCCGUCCGCUGCACAAAAGUUCCCAAAGUUUCUUCAAUGAAACGAAGAUGGCAGCCGGAAGUGACAUGUCAUACACAUGGAUGUACGGCCAUUCACAAUCAAGGAACAGCCCAUCACUGACGAAGCACUGGCUAAGCAGAGUAGCACUGGAGGGCAUCCGCAACAUACAAUGCACGGUCAGCGCUAAAUGACCACUGAAAAGUAAAUCAAAGAGAGGAGGAGGAGAGUAGCCGCUUGUUGCGGACCUACCCCAAGAUGACAGAGGGCCACGUGGAUGUGGGCACGCAGACGGAGCCUGUGGUGGUGCUAUCUCUGGCUCAGGCUGCCGUUCUUGGCCUCAUCUCCCAGAAUGAAAUCUUUGGGGCCACUAUUGCUCCUAAUGGCUUUUACAAGGGGGAGCCCAGAGAGUGCCCCCCUCCUCCACCUGAGGCAAUGGAGUAUGAGUAUGCAGAUCAGCUAAUAGGGGCCAACGGGGACUACCUAGCUGAGCCCGCUGGGGAGCCGGAGCCCCAGCCCCACUGCAGUGAGAGAAAACGGCCUGGGCCCCGUGGGAGGACAAAGAGGCCCAGGAGUGAGGAGGGUCACCCACACAAAGUAGCAAGUCCACAGGCUCAGGUUAAAGGUGAACGGCUUGAGUCUGAUACCCCUCCAUCCUGCAUUCACAUGAACAGUAGGCGAAGUCCUGGCAAGUCAGAGGAUCCAGUCACCCAACAAGGUUCUCUAAAAGAGGAGCAGGCCUGCGGAAACUGUCUCUCAUGUGUGAGCGAUACACCCAGGUCACAAACAGAUAGACAGCCAGAACAGGAAGAAGAAGAAAACACUGGUAGAGAAAGAGAGAGGAAGGAAGAAGACUUGGUGGUGGAGGAAGAAGAAGAGGAAGAGGCACUAAACCUCAAGACAAGUGGUGACACUGGCAGUUCUCUGGAGAGCCGCUAUUAUGAGUCCAAUGAGGUGGCCUACGAGUCCGCUGACAUGGCCCUGCCAGGAGAAUAUGAGGAGAACGGCCAGGCCAUGCUGUGGUCAGACCCAGAGGGCCUUGCCAGGCGAAUGCAGAUCGACCGGCUGGACAUUAACGUACAGAUCGACGAGUCUUACUGCGUAGAUGUGGGAGAGGGUCUGAAACGCUGGAAGUGCCGCAUGUGUGAGAAGUCAUACACAUCCAAAUACAACCUUGUCACUCAUAUUCUGGGCCAUAACGGAAUUAAGCCCCAUGAAUGUCUACACUGUGGAAAGCUCUUCAAGCAGCCGAGUCACCUCCAGACUCACCUGCUCACCCACCAGGGAACCAGACCUCACAAGUGCACCGUUUGUGAGAAGGCCUUCACGCAGACCAGCCACCUGAAGCGGCACAUGCUGCAGCAUUCGGACGUCAAGCCCUACAGUUGCCGCUUCUGUGGCCGCGGCUUUGCCUACCCUAGCGAGCUGAGGACCCACGAGAACAAACAUGAGAACGGUCAGUGCCAUGUCUGCACCCAGUGUGGUCUCGAGUUCCCAACCUACGCCCACCUGAAGCGUCACCUGGCCAGCCACCAGGGCCCGACCACAUACCAGUGCACAGAGUGCCACAAGUCCUUUGCUUACCGCAGCCAGCUGCAGAACCACUUGAUGAAACACCAGAACGUGCGGCCCUACGUUUGCCCUGAAUGCGGCAUGGAGUUUGUCCAGAUCCACCACCUCCGACAACACGCUCUCACUCAUAAGGGUAUGAAAGAAUUCAAGUGUGACGUCUGUGCCAGAGAGUUCACCCUGUCUGCCAACCUGAAGAGACACAUGUUGAUUCAUGCCAGUGUGAGGCCCUUCCAGUGCCACGUCUGCUUCAAGACCUUUGUCCAGAAGCAGACCCUUAAAACGCACAUGAUUGUCCACCUGCCGGUCAAGCCUUUCAAAUGCAAGGUGUGCGGAAAGUCUUUCAACAGAAUGUACAACCUCCUCGGCCACAUGCACCUCCACGCCGGCAGCAAGCCCUUCAAGUGCCCUUACUGCACCAGCAAGUUCAACCUGAAGGGCAACCUCAGCCGACACAUGAAGGUUAAACACGGCAUCAUGGACACCUCAAUAGACGGACAAGAACCCCCCCAGGACACAGAUGGCCAGGAGGACUACGAAGAGGAGAGCUUUGAAUUCAGCGAGCGAGAAAACCGAGCUAACAACAACAACACACCAGACAUUGCUAAACUAUCUCAAAUGGAGUAUUACAGCACCUAUGGGAAGGGCGCAGGGCGCUUCAGCACUGCGUGAAUUAUUGAAAUGACCCAAAAUUGAAAAUAAGUUUGAACUUAUAAAAAUGGAUUGUUUUUUUUGUGUUUGCUUUUAAAAGGCAUUGUGCUUGGGUUGUUCUUUGAGUGUGCAAAGAAACCCAGCAAACUGCACAUUCAUAUGCACUGGAAUCACUCGUAAUGCUACAGAAUUUGGAAAUGUACGCUUCUAACUUUAUUACAUAUUUUUCAUCUCUAAAACACUGAAUAAAUAUAUUAUAUUUGAGAAAAGUGGACCAUCUAAAAGAGGAGCAUUUAAGUUAAAAAAUAUCUUUAUAAAUACAUAGAUAUUGUCAGUUGCUUAAAAACAGGAUUAUCUGAGCCGGAUUUAAAAAGAACAUUUUUAAGCAUAAAAGAAUAUGGUGAUGUUAUACUGUACUUGCUCAUUCAGACAAUCCCGGUCUCUCUCAGUCUGCUGGGGUAAACUAAUGUGAAGGGAACAGUUUAUUUCACUUGCCAAAGCUUAUCAAGUUGCAGAGGUUAAUGAUUCACUUUGAUUUAUACUGUGAUAAUUUAAAUUUAAAGUCUGCAGAAUGAGUUAAAUUCCAUUGGAUUUCCAAUCCGUGUUUUAUUGUAUAAUACUGUACAGAAUGCAUCAGUCCUCUUGUAUGUUGGCUGGUACUGUAAUUAGUGCGUUGCACUGAGGACCACUGUGUCUACUCUUUAUGUUUCUGAAUUAACAAGCAUCACCCUGUAGUCUAUGAAUGUAAUUGUUUCUGUGGAAUGUUUUAAGACUAAUCAAAAUACCUUUUUUUUUUAAAUGGUAGGACCCCUUUACCAAAGAAUUGGAUCAAAUCUUGCAGCUACAGGGACUGUAAGUCUCUUUUCCUUGCUGUUGUGUUGAGCUGGGACAUUGGAUUUCUUGGGGUCCAAUCGCAGACCUCAUGAAAUUACAUUCAGGUUUCCCUCCCACCCAUCUGUAGAUCUCCUCAAAAGAUUACCACAGAGAACAGGCUGUGGUACAGCUUCUCUUUCAACAAUCCUCACCAUUUCCCUCAUCCAGGCCUUCACGAGACAAGACUGCAGCAUUUUUCCAAAAGCAAUGCAAACCCUGCAUUCAUAUUGCAGUUCUGUUUUUUUAUGGAUGAAUCUCAACAAGAAGUGUCCCAAAAAAAAACUCGAGACACAAAUAUUAAGUGCCCCAGUGUGUCUGCAAGAGCAUGCCAUCCAUCAUGCUGUACUCUGGUCUCAAGUGAUGAACGACAGCCUCCCAACAUGUGACAGGGCCACGGACCUUGUGGAAAAUGAUUUGGGAAAUGCUCAAUAUAUUCAGUUUCCCAGUGCUUAGCUUUUCAAACUUCUAACCUGCAAAACAAGGUAUCCAUUUGCGAUGUUGGUAUAGCGCAUUUAAAAUACUGUAAGAAUGCUCAAUUUUGUGAGUUUUUCAGCUUCUGUGUUCAUUCCAUCACUGUUUUAGUGGUGAUACAAAAAGGGGAAGACGUUCAUCUUAAAUGGCUUUCUGUAUUAGACUUUAGUGUGGAGAUAAUGUGGAUAGAAAUGUAUGUAAAAUGUUGUGUACCAAACAAUACUGUAAAAUAA